Messenger RNA from Pelobates cultripes (western spadefoot toad), 2419 nucleotides. The record is from the annotation of a GenBank genome assembly. Lineage: Eukaryota; Metazoa; Chordata; Amphibia; Anura; Pelobatidae.
AUGUUUCUUUAUGUGCAGGAUUACAUUGUUGUGAAGAGAUCUGCUGAGCCUACAAUACAGAGAAGCAGCCCCUGUGUGUUAAGAGGAUCCUGCAAGACCCAGAGCUCCAACACGGUGUGUCCACCUCACUCACUGAUACAUGAGGGAAACGAUGAGCAGAACAUCCUGGAACUGACCAAUCAGAUCAUCCACCUGCUGACUGGAGAGGUGAGGCUGCUGGGAAUGGGACAUCAUAGAGUAAAACCAAGGGAUGUGUCUGGAUGGUGACUGGAUAAAGAUGUUGGGAUCUCACUGUCUGUUAUUUCUUGUAGGUUUGGAAGCAUUUAAAAGGGCAAAAGGAAACUUACAAGGAAGUGAUGAUGGAGAGUCACCACCCCCUCAUCUCAUUGGGUGAGACAAAGUUUAAUCAGCAUUAUGUUUAUUUAUAGAGCAGAUAUCAUAUUCACUUAUAUCAUCAAAUAGCUGGUAUCAAGUACAAUGUGAGAUCAGUACAGUGAUUACACACUGGUAAGGAGCAAGACAAAAUAAUUUGAUUUAUUAUCUUUUACAUGGAUCACAGAGAAGAGAUGAUGUUAUACAAGUCACUUCACAUGUGGUGGCCACUGAAAUUUUGCAAGGCCUGUCCUUUGAUUAGGUUGUUCUAUAACCUCACAGGGAAUCCUCAUGGCAAGUGACAGCUACAAGUUCAGUCAUAAGAUAUUCUCCCUGGAUAACUGCUACAUGGUUCAGCAAAGUUAAGGCCUUCUGGUUCAUCCAGCCUCUACAGGUUCUUCUACAAGCGAGGCAGAAACUCACCUCGCCAAUCAGUGGAGAAUUGCCACUGUAAUAAUUGAUUGGUUAAAUAGUAGAGAUCUUUUCAAAUUAUUAAAAAAAAAACUAGCUUGCCUGGUAGGCCCACUGUGCUGAUCACACAUGGUCAAUGGCUCACCUCACUGGAAUUCAAAGUAUUGAACAAAUUGGCCAAAUUGUUUAUUAGGAUCUCUAGACCUCUUCUUCUUAGGAUGUUCUAAUUUUGAGUAUUUUAUUUCCAAUAGAUGGUUCUGUAAACCGAAAUGAAACUGGUGAAUCUGGCACUUCAGUUUCUCCUCCGGAUGCUAUAACAGAAGAUAAUACAAUCAACUGUGUGGCAGUCUGUACACCAAGCAGUAAAUCGUUAACUCAUGAAACAGAAUCUGAGGAAGAAAAUCUCCGAGAUCUUAAUAUGCCCAUAGAACAUAUACAGACAGAAUAUCUAUCUACUCCUAUUAAAGAGGAAUCAGACUCUUGUGAGGAAAGAAAUCUCUCAGAAACAGACAUUUAUACACCUACAGAAGAUGUAGAGAUAGGACAUCCAUCUACUCAUAUUAAGGAGGAAUCCACUUCAUGGCAAGGUAGAAAUCUUGUUGAAGCUUCCAUUUAUACAACCAAGGAAGAUAUACAUACGGACUAUAUAUCAGAGUGUGAAUCAACAAAUGAAAAGCAAAUUCUUAUAAACACCAAUAUUUAUAAAUGCACAGAUCAUACACAGACAGAAUAUCUACCUGAUCAUAUUAAGGAAGAAUCAGUCUCAUGUGAAGCCAGCACCUUUACUAGCACCGAGGUUUAUACACCCACAGGAGAUAAACAGAUGGAUUAUACAUCAAAUAAUGAAUCUGUGUCACACAAAGAAGGAAAUCUCAGAGACGCUGACAUUUAUACACCCACAGAACAAUCACAGAAAGAUUAUCCAUCUGCUCAUAAUAAAAAGGAAUCAGCCUCAUUUGAAGAUAGAAAUCUCACCGUCUUGAAUUUUCUUACCCCCAUGUCUCAUACUGGAAUACAAAACAAAGGGAAUAGUAACGUCGUUUCAUAUACCAAUUCAGAGCUUGUUAACCAUCAGAGUGUUCACAAAGGAAAUAGCAUGACCAGUGCAAAUUAUAUUUUACAUGAAUAUUUUAAGCAGAAAUCAUUUGAUUACAUGUCAGAUAUUAAGGCACAUGAGCGAACUCUCACAGUAGAGAAGCCAUAUUCAUGUUCACAAUGUGGGAAACAUUUCAAAGACCUUUCAAAUCUUAAGAAUCAUCAAAAGACACACACAGGAGAGAAACCAUUUUCUUGUUCUGAAUGUGGGAAAUGCUUCACUCGCAUGUCAAAUCUGAAGAUACAUCAGAGGACUCACACAGGAGAGAAACCAUUUUCUUGCUCUGAAUGUGGGAAAUGCUUUAGUCAGAUGUCACAUCUUAAGAUACAUCAGAGGAUUCACACAGGAGAGAAACCAUAUUCAUGUUUAGAGUGUGGGAAAUGCUUCACUGACCAUUCAGCUCUUAAGACCCAUAAGAGGGUUCACACAGGAGAGAAACCAUAUUCAUGUUCAGAAUGUGGGAAGUGUUUUGCUCACCAUUCAGCUCUUAAAGGUCAUCAAUGGAUUCACACAAGAGAUAACACAUUUUUAUUGCUCUGA